Aspergillus melleus is the source of this 1047-nucleotide messenger RNA. RefSeq names its product general amino acid permease agp2. Gene Ontology annotation, cellular component: membrane. Bases 1 to 1047 code for a protein of 348 amino acids. Lineage: Eukaryota; Fungi; Ascomycota; Eurotiomycetes; Eurotiales; Aspergillaceae. Gene Ontology annotation, molecular function: amino acid transmembrane transporter activity. The transcript is spliced from 3 exons. The record is from RefSeq and is a predicted model, not a curated record. Gene Ontology annotation, biological process: amino acid transmembrane transport.
AUGGUCGGGGGCAACCCUCAGGGCGACCGCUUCGGCUUUCGAUACUGGAACAACCCCGGAGCAUUUGCAGAGUAUUACAAAACGGGAGAUCUCGGUCGAUGGCUAGGCUUCCUUGCCUGUCUGAUUCAGGCCAGCUUCACCAUCGCCGGCCCGGACUACGUGGCCAUGGCCGCCGGGGAGACAGUGAACCCUCGCAAGGUGCUGCCGAGCGCCUUCAACGGUAUCUUUUACCGACUGACCUCCUUCUUCGUCCUGGGAGCCCUUUGCGUCGGAAUCCUAGUCCCGUACAACGACGAAAAGAUGGCCGCUGCAUUUGGCAACGAUUUGCCUGGCGCCGCCGCUUCGCCCUACGUGAUUGCUAUGGACCGACUUAACAUUCCCAUUCUUCCGCACAUCGUUAACGCCAUGGUCCUCUUGGCCGCCUUCAGUGCCGGCAAUAGCUAUGUCUACUGCGCCAGUAGAAGUUUGUACGGGCUUGCGCUGGAUGGAAAGGCUCCGCGGGUGCUCAUCAGGUGCACCAGGACCGGCGUUCCCAUCUACUGCGUGGGGAUCGUGCUUCUUAUCGCGCUUCUCGCUUUCCUUCAGGUGUCCAACAGCGCGGCCGUUGUCCUGCAGUGGUUUGUGAGCCUGAUGACUGCUUCGCAAUUGAUCAACUUCUCGGUCAUAACCUUCACAUACACCCGCUUUAGAAAGGCGCUCAUAGCACAGGGCAUUCCCCGCCAUAGCCUUCCCUAUCAGAGUCUGGGUCAGCCCUACGUCGCGUACAUCGCGCUGGUCUGCACCAGCGUCAUGGCCUUUGUAGGUGGCUACGAGGUGUUCCUGCCCGGCAAUUGGGACGUGCCCACCUUCUUCUUUUCCUACACUAUGAUCGGAGUGUUUCCGAUUCUUUACUUUUCCUGGAAGUUCUGGCAUCGUACCGAGAUCAAAAAACUGGAAACCAUUGAUCUGGUGACGGGACUUGACGAGAUCGAGACGUAUACGGCCAACUUCAUCCCGAAGCCCUCUAGCAAUGUGUUUUCACGAUUCGCCGAUUGGAUCUUCCAGUAA